UUGAACGCAAGAGUAGCGGCUCAGCGGAAAGCUUUGGAGUUCCUGUUUCUGAAUCAUCGCAUAUUCCAUUGCCAUCGGAGACACUAGAUACAUAUGCUCUUGAAAGAUGGGAUGAAUCCGCUCGGCCUUCUGAAGUCACGGCAAACGAAAGAUCACCUCUAGAGGAUUUCAGUUCCUGCUCCAAUCUCCUCAUAGAGAGGACAGAUAUGGACAUGGUGGAUAUUCUCCGGUUCUUUUUCACAUUAUCUAUGACUCAGCUGGGACAA
This is a messenger RNA of Acaulospora colombiana, 266 nucleotides long. The record is from the annotation of a GenBank genome assembly. NCBI's taxonomy places the organism in Eukaryota, Fungi, Glomeromycota, Glomeromycetes, Diversisporales, Acaulosporaceae.